Molecule: messenger RNA, 657 nt
Organism: Penicillium angulare
Lineage: Eukaryota; Fungi; Ascomycota; Eurotiomycetes; Eurotiales; Aspergillaceae
Product: putative Golgi traffic protein SFT2
Exons: 4
Coding region: 1-657 (218 amino acids)
Biological process (GO): vesicle-mediated transport
Cellular component (GO): membrane
Source: RefSeq, a predicted model, not a curated record
AUGGCCAACAACUCGUUUCGCGACUCUGUGAACUCUCUGGGGUGGUCGCGCAGAGACCCGGAUUUCCCCGUUCGUACGAGUGCUUCUUCCGAUACCCCAUUCUUCUCGCGCCUGCAGUCUUUCAAUCCAUUUGGCCAGGGUGGCUAUGUCCAACUACCCACUCACAAUGAUGGACCAGGCGCGCCCUUGCCAGCAGCCACUCGCCGGGAGGAGGAAGAAGGUUUCUUCGCCUUGAGUCGUUGGGAUCGGAUGCUCAUUUUCGGUGCCUGUAAUCUGGGUGCUGCUGUCUGCUUCCUAAUCUGUUUCUUCCUUUUCCCUGCUCUUUCGCUCAAGCCCCGCAAAUUCGCCGUAUUAUGGUCUGUCGGCUCAAGCCUGUUUUUGCUAUCAUGGGCGGUCCUCAUGGGACCGUGGACUUACGUUAAACAUUUGGUCUCGGGACCACGUUUGCCCUUCACUGCGGCCUAUUUCGGAUCCAUCGCCCUCACACUCUACUUCGCUAUCGGGCGCCAAAACUUCUUCCUUACGCUCAUAUCCUCCAUUUUCCAACUGGCUGCCUUGGUCUGGUACCUUGUCAGCUACUUCCCUAUGGGCACAACAGGUCUUUCAUACAUGAGUCGCUUCGGUGUGUCUCGUGUAUCUGCCUGGAUGAGUGGAUAG